Molecule: messenger RNA, 1140 nt
Organism: Chanos chanos (milkfish)
Lineage: Eukaryota; Metazoa; Chordata; Actinopteri; Gonorynchiformes; Chanidae
Gene: cnn3b
Product: calponin 3, acidic b
Exons: 7
Coding region: 125-1132 (335 amino acids)
Biological process (GO): actomyosin structure organization; actin filament organization
Cellular component (GO): focal adhesion; actin cytoskeleton
Molecular function (GO): actin filament binding
Source: RefSeq, a predicted model, not a curated record
GGCAGUCUCACUUGACUGGCCUUGGCUCGCAUCUUUUAUUACCUGGAUCAGCAGCAGAGGAAUCGAAACAAAACGCAAAGAUUGCAACGUUUUGUUGCAUGGAUAUUUGUCGACUAAGAAGAAAAUGAGUCAGUUUAACAAAGGUCCUGCGUAUGGUUUGUCAGCCGAAGUUAAGAGUAAGAUUGCCCAGAAGUAUGAUCCACAAAAGGAAGAUGAGCUGCGUUAUUGGAUAGAGGAGGUGACAGGUAUGCCAAUCGGCGACAAUUUCCAAGCAGGUCUGAAAGAUGGCGUCAUCCUCUGCGAGCUAAUAAAUAAACUACAGCCUGGCUCCAUUAAGAAAAUUAACAAUUCCAAACUCAACUGGCACAAGUUGGAAAACCUGGGGAACUUCAUCAAAGCCAUUCUUGCUUAUGGCUUGAAGCCCAAUGACAUAUUUGAAGCCAAUGACCUGUUUGAGAAUGGCAACAUGACACAAGUCCAGACCACAUUGCUUGCCCUGGCCAGUAUGGCGAAGACCAAAGGCAUGAAUACAAAGGUUGACAUUGGUGUGAAGUAUGCCGACAAGCACGUGCGUCGUUUUGAUGAUGAAAAACUGAAGGCUGGACAGUGUGUUAUUGGAUUACAGAUGGGUACAAAUAAAUGUGCGAGCCAGGCAGGAAUGACAGCAUAUGGGACCAGAAGACACCUUUAUGACCCAAAGACACAAGCAGAUAAACCAUAUGACCAGACCACCAUCAGCCUACAGAUGGGCACCAACAAAGGAGCCAGCCAGGCUGGUAUGACAGCACCUGGCACCAGAAGGGAUAUCUUCGACCAGAAGGUGGCAGUGCAACCCGUGGACAACUCAACCAUCUCGUUACAAAUGGGCACCAACAAAGUGGCUUCACAGAAAGGCAUGAGUGUGUAUGGGCUGGGCAGGCAGGUGUACGACCCCAAGUACUGCGCCUCUCCCACUGAGCCGGUCAUCCACAGCAACGGUAGCCAGGGGACUGGCACCAACUGCUCCGAGAUCAGUGACAGUGAUUACCAGGCUGAGUACCAGGCCGAGUACCAGGCAGGCUACCAGGAUGAGUACCAGGGCAACUACCACGAUGAUUACAGUGGGCACUAUGACCACGGCAUUGACUAUUAGGUUGAAAG